This is a messenger RNA of Paramuricea clavata, 315 nucleotides long. The record is from the annotation of a GenBank genome assembly. NCBI's taxonomy places the organism in Eukaryota, Metazoa, Cnidaria, Anthozoa, Malacalcyonacea, Plexauridae.
AUGGAACCUUUUAGCCCUCUGCUUCAGAAGAACUCAUGUUACCUCUGGUUGCCAGAACAUGAGCAAGCAUUCAACGAAGCUAAACGUCGCCUUAGCUCACCACCUGUUCUAACCUACUUUGCUGUCAACCGUCCAACUUUGUUCGCCACUGAUGCAUCUCGUCUGCACGGUCUUGGUUUUGUUCUUCUACAAAUGGUUGACGGUGUAUGGAAGCCUGUUCAAGCGGGUCCCAGAUUCUUGACCCCCAACCGAAAGCCGCUAUGCUGUGAUAGAGCUGGAAGCUCUUGGUGCUUACUGGGCCAUGAAGAAAUGUGA